Molecule: messenger RNA, 773 nt
Organism: Linum tenue
Lineage: Eukaryota; Viridiplantae; Streptophyta; Magnoliopsida; Malpighiales; Linaceae
Source: the annotation of a GenBank genome assembly
GAAUGGGUCCCUGCUACUAAAGUGGCUGCUCCGGAUAAGUUGGGUAUAAGACAUGUUGGCCGCCGAACAGUUCGCCCGCCUCCUCCUGUUGAUCUCAGGAACUCUACUUUUGAGGUUGGAGCGCCAAUUGAUGUAUGGUGGUGUGACGGCUGGUGGGAAGGUGUUGUUUCUGCAGCUGGAAAUGACCGUCUGCAAGUUUACUUACCUGGUGAAGGCAGGUCGCUGAGUGUUGGUCGGAAGCAUGUCAGAAUCUCCAGGGACUGGGUGGAGAACAGAUGGGUUGACGUGAAGCCAAAGACAGAUAUAGUUGAUUAUCUAUCUUUGAAUAUGGGCUGCAAUGGUAGACUCGACUUCUGACUCUGGUGGAGAUGCUCGAUAUUUGGAGCAGAAGGUUGUUCCAGUAUCCAGUGAACAAGAGAGAGAAAGAUUCCCAAGUUCUUCACCCCUGUCGGAUGAGAUGCAGAAUCUGGAGGUGAUUAGUGUGAGUAAGGAUGCAGUGGAUCACAAAGACAACUUCGUUAGCAAAGCUGCUUAAGUCCCUUGACAGUGUAGAAAUUUUGAUCAUAGGUGAACGUUUGGUGUGCCCCUGUUGGUGUAUAUAACAGUAGAGCAUGUUGCACUGUAGUAAAGCAUUCUGAGAUCAACAUAUAUAUAACGUUUAGCGUUAACCCGUCACUAAGUAAUUGGAAGUUUUAGACUAUAGCAGUUGGAGCUGUUUCCCAAUUAUCCUCAAACUAGCCUUAUGUUUUGUGAUAUACCAAAAUAACAUUUUG